ACUCUUAGGUUUCCCAGAAGCUCCUGUGUUAUUGUCUGUGGAGCUGCCACCAAGUGCUUCAGCUCCUCCACGCAGGGGGUCCUACUAGCCAGCUCUGCUUUCAGGACAGGAAAGCCAUCCUCACAUCCUGAUCUGAGGGAAUGUUAAGUUGUUGUGUUGAACGCAAUUGACCAGCUUGUAGUCCAGAGACUGGGGAGUGAAAAUGAGGAACCUGCUGACCACCCAGAACCAGAACUGCUACCGGGAGCAGAUAGAGAAGGAGACCUACACACGGCUGGCCUGGAAGAGUCGCUACAGCCACCAGUUCCCCACUGCCUUCAUCUCACGCAAGACCAGAGACCUUGGGCUUCCCAAACUUCAACUCCCAGAGUCCUCCAGGACCAGGCCUGCCCUCCCCCCGGUCCUGAAGCCAGGGGGGGAGAAGAGAGAGGUGCCCGCUCCAGUGGUGGUGCAGCGGUCCCUCAGCGAAGCCCCCCUGAUGAGAGCGGUGACCCCCCAGACCACGGCAGACCUGUUCCAGGGCUUCUCCAAGGAGGGGAAGGGGCGCACCUUGUACCUGCACAGACGAACCCAGAAAGGCCCAGAGGAGAAGUUUGACUAUCCUCUCCUGUCCUCCUGGGAAUACGGCUGGAGACUGGGUGACUAUGAACAGGAUUACAGAUCUCCCACCAACGGGAAGUCAGGAGUGGUGAGGAACACUUUCUAUGCGAGGAAUGGGAUUUUCAAUUUUCCAACAGCGACUGAUCGUCUUGGGUAACAAGCUGAACAGCCUUCUCUUUCCUGCUGUUUCGGCCUUGUAAUCGCUGACCUCGAAUGAAAAGCAAUUCCCCCCAAAGAACGAGUAUGACAGUAUAAUUUGUUCCGUUUUUAUAACUGAUUAUUCAAAAAGUGUCUUAUAAAGUUGUUUAUUUCAAUGACAUGCGUUAAAUGGAUUUCAUAAUGUUACAAGGCAUUGUUUGGCUGAAUGGUUAGUACAUUUUGAAAAGUCAAAGAUCCCACAUGCUUUGUGUUGUGGCAUUACAGCAUUCAUCAUGAUAAGACAGGUUAAAGCUGCAAGCUAACAUGAGACAGAAAACAGAGACUCAUACAGACUGUCUCCUAGCAACAGGGAAACAGACACCUGAAAUCUUCUGGUUUAUAAUUAACAAGGUCAGUCAGUGUUUCAUCUCUCCUGGUUAUAAAUGACCUGGACUGCUUUCUCUUACUGGGUCACAUGACUGCAGGCUUCAGGUGAGACAGUGGUGUACAACAAGCUUUCCUCAGACCACGAUCAUAUCCUCUCUGUUCUCUCAGUGGCCCUGGUGGUUCGACCGCAGAAAGGAUGACAGGGUCUACUCACUUCAAAGCAACUCUUUGAGAAAAAUAUAUUGUGUCUAUGUUGUCUUUGAUUCACACCCCAUUUGGCAAACUGAAAGGGUGAGCAGGACUUUUACCUGGUGGAUUUACAGUGAUGUUUUUACUACAUCCAAACGUCUCUGUGAAUGUAUUUGACUGCAGGAACUAGAUCUGCACAGGUACUGCACAGGUACUGCAGCACAGGUUGGAUUGAAUGAAGCCUCAAAAAAGAGCACUGGAGCAAAGCGAAAUACUACAGUAGAAACACUACAGUAGAAACAC
Molecule: messenger RNA, 1617 nt
Organism: Hypomesus transpacificus
Lineage: Eukaryota; Metazoa; Chordata; Actinopteri; Osmeriformes; Osmeridae
Exons: 2
Coding region: 203-757 (184 amino acids)
Source: RefSeq, a predicted model, not a curated record